GUGUUCAAAAUGUCGUCGAUGGCGAGGCACUUGGAUGCGGAGUUCGAGGCCUAUUCGGGCUCCACUCUUUGGCGCGCUGCUCCUCUGCCGCCUCCGGCCCCGAAUGCGAAGGCUGGCGGCAAGGCACCGCGCAAGCCCACACCACCGGCCCAGGUCGUGGUGGAGCUACAUGGAGCUUGGGAGCAAUCUGACGAGAUCCUCUUGGGCAUGUGGCCUCAGGACACCAACUUGGACCAACUUUGGUCCAACCCGGGGCCCCCGGAGAGCUACGGCCGGGCUCCGGCCGCGCCGGGCGUCUGGAUCUCCUGCACGACGGGCGCCUGGUUGAGCAAAGGACGCAAGCUGUCACCCCUGGCUUGGACAGCGCCUGGCAAGAAGGCAGGGGUUCGCUGGGCCCUGCGCUUCGAGAACUCCACUCUGAGCAUCGCUUGUGCUGACGCUGGCCGGGACUUCCAGUGGCAAGGCCGGCAGUGGUUUGCAGCGCCGCCGCUGGUGGACUUUCCCGACCCAGCUCCGGCGCUACUUUGGGCUGUGCGGCCCUCGCGUCAUGCGUCCAACCUGGAAGUACGCCUUCUUGAGCCCGCGAAGAUGUGA
This is a messenger RNA of Symbiodinium sp. CCMP2592, 594 nucleotides long. NCBI's taxonomy places the organism in Eukaryota, Dinophyceae, Suessiales, Symbiodiniaceae. The record is from the annotation of a GenBank genome assembly.